UUCUUCAGCGUUUGCGACCCUGUAGUCAUGAUACUUUUAAUUCUACUCUUCCCUGUUGCGUCGUCCUUCCUGUACCUGGCUGGAGCUUCAGGAGAAUCGUGCCCUCCGAGUUCCCAGGAUCACGCCGGCCCGUUCGGUCUCGACCUUACAGCUUUCGAUCGUUCGUACGGAGGCACCCUAUACUACAUUGGUGGGAGACCUUAUACACUGACUCUGUCAGGAUCAGGAGGUGAGCAGUUCAGAGGAUUUCUAGUACAGGCCAGAGCUGUGGCAGAUGGUUCUCCCGUUGGUACCUUCACUGAUAAUGGAGGCUACCAGGUCUUCAGUUCUUGCACUCCUUCUGAGUCGGCAGUGACUGAAUCAAGUCAAGAACUCCAGUCAAUGGUGUCUCUCAACUGGACAGCUCCAUCCCAAGACACUGGGCCCCUCUACUUACUGUUUGCAGUGGCAGGUGAGAGUGUAGGGAGAAGUGUUUUCUGGGCCACGGCUGUCACAGACACACUUCACCUUCCCAGUGACUAUGAUUUGAUGUUCAAUGCCACCCAAUACUUUGCCCAUUUGAACUCCGAGACUCCUAUCAACAGUGUGGUGUUCUACAUGCAGCUCAGCAUCAAUCUCAACAGCAUCUCUCUGCCCGAUGUCACUUCUCUCAACUUCCGUCUUUCCCAGUCGCAGCUGGUGCAGAACCUCUUUGAGUUUCAGGGUGGAACCAGUGAGAAUCAGAUUGAGGCAGUGGACCACAUACAGAUGAUUGACUCCAACACUGCCAGAGUGGGUGCUGCUAUAAUUCUGGUAGCCCAUCCACCGGACACGUACUAUCCAAUUGACAUACACAUGACAAUUAGAGCACUGCUGGUAUCUGCUACUGGUGGCUCAGUCAUCGAAACUUCGCAAGCCACAGGCAGCAUUGUGCGUGCUACAGGUGCAUGUGACUUUGUUACUUGUCAAAAUGGAGGGACAUGCGAGGACACAAACAGUACUCAUUUCACUUGCCAGUGUAUACAGGGCUACACUGGAGAGACCUGUGGUGAACUGAUUGACCUGUGCCAGAUAUUACAACCUUGCAUCAAUGGAAUAUGCACCAGCAUUGGUGGCUUGAGCUACAACUGUGACUGUUACCCAGGCUAUACUGGUCAUAGCUGCAGCGAACACGUUUGUCAAGACGUCGAGUGCAACAACGGAAUUUGUGUGUCUUAUGGGUGGAGCGUGUCAUGUAGAUGUGAUGCUGGGUAUACUGGGACCUACUGUGAAACCGAACUAAGCAACUAUCGCGAGUGUAAUGAGACUGGUAACUGGACUAAACUUAAUGCUAGUUUGGGUAUAUUCGAUUGUGAAUGUCUACCAGGGUGGACAGGGGGGUUGUGCGAGACCAAACUACUCAACUGCAGUUCCGACAACUGUGACAGUGGUGGAAAGGCUGAUGGCGAGGGAGACUGGUCAUGUCCUCCAGGAUGGACUGGAACCUAUUGCGAAACUCGGAUCAAUAUCUGCGAUGAAAAUCCAUGCCUCAACAAUGCAACAUGUGUCGAUGGCUGUCAAACAGAUGAUGGGUGUCCCAGUGGAGCCUACAUGUGCCAGUGUCCUCUAGGUUUCACAGGAGAUACAUGCCACGAGGAUGACCCUGCAAUUACCUUCUGCCAGCCUAGCAGCUGUGACAAUUCUGGGACUUGCGUUGAAGGAUAUGGACCACAGAUAUCUUGUACCUGCACCAAAGAGUACACUGGGACGAAAUGUACUGAGCUGGUAGACCCAUGCUCUUCAACUCCUUCAGUUCUCAGUGAAAACAUUAUACUGGCCAUCAUUUGUGCCGUGACUGUUGUCAUCAUCAUGGGAAUGAUAGGGUGUCCCACUGCCCUGGUGCUAAUUCUUCGCUACAGGGCUAAAACACCAGAGCGCCCUUCAAAUAAUCUGAGAAGGAGGUUAGUGAGCGAGACCAGCAGUGUCUUCUCCAACAACGACGUCGACAAUGCGAUCUAUUUACAGGUCGGUCCCUCCGACAAGUGCAGUUGCAAGCGAUCAGAGCAGAUGCCCGAGGAGGUACCCGAGCACUAGCCCCCUCUUCCCCCCGAGCCGCGAGCCGUCCGGUUCAUUCACCUUCUCCUCUGACGCCGGCUCUCCGCCGCACCUAACGCGAAGUCGACAUACCUCCACCAGUAGCCAGUUCUGGACGGAGGACACGCUGGGGCGCGGCUGCAGCUUCAUGAGCCACUCCACCUCGGUCAGCGACUACGAACAGCCGGUGCAGAGCAUGCAAAGAUUUUUGUUGAGCUCUCACGAUCGACCGUCGGCGGGAAAGAAUCGCCCGUGCGAAACGGUUUGCUGACUUUUAUACGCAUGCGCACAGCAGACACCAACAAUCUUUUCCCGCAGAGCUCAUUACACACCAAUCAACACUCUAUAACG
Messenger RNA from Geodia barretti, 2403 nucleotides. The record is from the annotation of a GenBank genome assembly. Lineage: Eukaryota; Metazoa; Porifera; Demospongiae; Tetractinellida; Geodiidae.